AUGACUCUGACACUUGUUACACGGCCAACAUGGCGGCUUAUUUUACCGUUACAAUCAGCUUUGCCGCCAAUUCUUUGUGCACCGAGCGUCCGACAUUACUCCCUGAAGAAAGAGUGGAAGGGAAGCUCGACUGACGAACACACGGUCAAACGCUCAAAGAGGGGUGAUACUGCAGAUGUAGAAUCUGAUGCAUCCAUCGCCAGUAUGAACGAAAGGAGGGUAAAUGAAGGUGUUGCGGAUGACGCCAAGUCCCAAGGGACGACAGAAAGAGGCGGAAUGAAGCAUGGGAAGAAGGCUAAGGAGGAACACCCCAAGGCACCAGAGCCGGUUAUUGGAAUGAAUGAUGAGCGAGGUUAA
Messenger RNA from Penicillium arizonense, 357 nucleotides. RefSeq lists its product as uncharacterized. Lineage: Eukaryota; Fungi; Ascomycota; Eurotiomycetes; Eurotiales; Aspergillaceae. The record is from RefSeq and is a predicted model, not a curated record. The transcript is spliced from 2 exons. Bases 1 to 357 code for a protein of 118 amino acids.